This is a messenger RNA of Populus euphratica (Euphrates poplar), 2379 nucleotides long. RefSeq lists its product as uncharacterized. The transcript has 2 exons. The record is from RefSeq and is a predicted model, not a curated record. Bases 1439 to 2077 code for a protein of 212 amino acids. NCBI's taxonomy places the organism in Eukaryota, Viridiplantae, Streptophyta, Magnoliopsida, Malpighiales, Salicaceae.
UGAAUGUAAUAAAGUUAAAGAAGUUCACCAACCAUAUCCAUAGUACAACAAUCAGAUUAUGAAGCAUAUCUACUUUUCUGGCGCUGCCCUUCGACAAUCAACGUUUUUCAAGGAAAACAUGGUGAAAUCUAGGGUUAAGAUUAAGAAAGAAGAUGGAAGGGAAGAUGAAGAUGAAGAUGAAGAUGAAGUGCAACAAUCAGCUUAGCGAGAAGAACAAGCAUCAAAAUUCUGGAUGGAGAAACUAAUAUCGUAUUGUAAUAAGAAGUUCCAGUUUUCCAGACUGCAACAGUAGAAAUGACAAGGACACCUGCUAGGCUGCUAGGAAGGCCAGUAAUCUGUCGUGAAUUGAGGAAAUUCAAGGAUAGUGGCAGCGAGAUUUAGCAUGAAGCAUUUAGCUUGUUCUCUCUAUUGUAAUUCAUGUCGCUAGAGGUAAUAGAAUUGCACUUGCACCUGCUGUUCUUGCCAGCAUUUAUAGAGAUAUGACUUUGUUGAAAGGGAAAAUCGCUGGGUCAACCUUGGUGGGGACUCCAAAGGGAAUACAUGAUGGUUUAACUGUUAAGCUUUGGUCAUCAAUGCAAUUAGUUGAGGUUCGAAGAACUGCAGCGGCCGGAGCCUAAUCUGAUGAGGAGUGGGUAUCCUAGGUUGGCUCGGUGGAACAUUGAAACAGACAGUUGAGAAUGUUUCGUUGGUUUUGGAGUCGGAUAAAGAGAGUUUUAUUUCGUUUUUCGUAUACUAUAGCUCUGGAAAACUGGGACUUGCUCAAGUUUUAUGGAGAAAAAGAAAUGUGGGCGACUAUUGGUUCUAGUUUGAAUGCCGAAUUAAUGGCAUUUGCUCGAUGCGUCUGGGAUUUCAAUGCUGUGUGGAGUUGGCUGUUCAGAACAGUAUUUCGAUGGUUCGGAACUGACGAAGACCUUUCAUGUUGUGUUGGUCAAUGCUCUAAUUAACGGACCUGAGAUUGCAUAGAGCUUAAAGCUUUUAUUGAAGAGCUUGAGCAGAUGAUCACACGAAUAAAAACAGCAAGAUUAAGACUAAAAUUGGUUACCUAGCUAGCUUUCUUCGUGAGAAUGAUUUGCUUGAUUUUAUUUUAUUUGAAUUCAUGGCUUCUCUUCUUCUGUUGGCUAUGCUACUAACAUGGUAAGAGGCAUUGCAGCAGGUUCCUAAAUGGAUAACUCCCACCAUUAACAACAGAUGCAGAUCAAGGCUUCAAGGAUAAAAGAAAUAAAUAUAUUCAUAUUGUAACCAACGCUCCAGACAUACGCAAUUCCUUCACACAAACACGGAAAACAACCUGAUCUUCCAUACAAGCCAUAUUACCCCCAGCCUUAGCUACCAUCCAUCACCUUAAACACCCAGACACAGCAAAGUUAUUAAGUUGUUUGUUUACCGGAAAACAAAUCAAGCAGGAAAGCAUUUUGGCUUUGUCACCAUCCAUUUCAAUAUGUCAGACAAAACUCUGCUAGAAUGUUUAGAUGACAUAUGGUUUGACUCCUACAAACUGAGAGUUAAUGUGGCUAAGCACAGAAGAAAAGAUGAAGUGACGAAACAGAAACCAGUGGGAAGAGGGAAACAAAUAUCCAAGCACAGCAACAAAGCCAAGGCCCCCAUCCGUGUAAGAGAGAACCGAAGCUAUGUUGAGGCAGUAAGAUCAGGGAAUCAAGUCCAUCAAGCGUCGACUGAUAAUGCCACAGCACGUGUUCGGAACUUCAUCUCUUUCAACAGUACAGAUGAGGAAAUUUUAUGGUUACGAAGUAGUCUUAUAGGCAAGAUAUCUCAAGGAGUAGAUUAUGCACAAAUCAGACAUAGUUUAAUUCAGCUAGGCCUUGGCUUCUCUGCUUUCCGUUUCUUUGGGGGUUCCCAGGCAAUCAUAAGCUAUGAUGGUGAGAAAUCUAUGCAGCAAGCCAUGCAGAAAGCUAUGGAAUGCUGGAAGCUCUACUUUGAUGAAGAAAUCUCUGAACUUUACAGCGUGAAAAUCCUUAUAGGUACUCACUUGCCGGAGAUCCAUGGCUCUAUAGAUCUGGCAAAAGGAAUUUCAUACUCUAUGGCUUCAAACCACAUUACUUUAGGAAGAAGAUGCUGACAUUGACUCAGAUAAUGAAGUGUCAACUGACCUGGCAGGAGAUAACAACAUUUGCAGGUUGGCUAUUGCUGAUAAGAAUUUUGGGGCUGAUGACAAGGCACAGAAAGCGCAGCCCGCAUGGGACUUAUGAGGUCUAUGAUCAUAGCUAUUCUGCCACAAUAAAUGCCACUGACAACACAGAACGGAUACAUAUCGUUGUUGAAGAUUUCUUUCCAAAAAUAGCAACUCCUAGUACUCCCCACCACUAUUUCUCUAGCAACAAGCUUUCCCAAAAACAACUACAAGCAACAAACGGGGCCUUG